AGGGCUCUGAGGUUGAAUACGUCAUUGACUUCAUUGUCAGCAACAGCAACAGCAGCAACAGCAGCAACAGCGACCCAUAAAGAUGUUGAAUCAGAUGAAAAUAGUAGUUACUUUGACAGCGAUGAUGAUUAUAUGCCGGAGAUACAUGAUGACGACUACAAAAUACCCUACGUUGAUGGACCAACAGCCGUUGAUUAUAGCCUUCAUGAAAAGUCACAAUCUGCUGCUCCAUUGAUCAUUACAGGCAACGGAAACAUGGACAAUCCAAAACGUUCAGAUAUACCACUUUGUGAAAACAUCCUUCCUUUGAAGUUGCAGAACAAUCACAGUCAAGUCUCGGUUGUAUCAACCUCAGACAGUGUCUGCGAAUUGCGUGACGAUAAUGACCCUAAACAACCUUCAACUGAUACAAUUCUAGCGUUGGAUGAGAAAAUACGUUAUUAUGUGCCAACAAUACUACCCAAGAAACUGACUCAUUGCAAAGUCACCAAAAUCACUAAUCAUUCAUCAGCGAAAGAUCAUAUGUAUGAAUUAUUUGUUCAAUUGAAUAACAAGACUGUUGGGGUUUAUAGUGGUGUUCUAAGCAAGAUCGAUAAAGGCAUCAGUACCGACAUCCCCGUUGGCGAACCUCUAAUAUUUAACGACCUGCAAUGGCCAUUCACCUUCAACUUUAUUGUUACUGCUACACCGCUCAAAAAGAAAAAUAUUGUUCGUCAAGCUUUUACAAAAAUCAACACAUGGAACCAUCCUCCCUCUUAUCUAAAAAGAAACGUGAAACGCAUUGGGACUGGUAAAUGUAUGGCAUCACCAGCAGCAGUCAUUCAAAAAGACCAUCCACAACAAAACAAUACCUCGCAUCAAUUGCCCAUAUUUGGCUAUGCUUAUUUAUUAUUCGAUUCUUACCGAAAUGACCUGCUUAACGGAGGGGAAUGCACUCUGAAGAUACAUCAAUGUGUGGAUAGACGUCGUAGUCGCAAAUUAGUGGAUCUUGAACUCUCUGUGAUUUUUGACGAAGAAGAAAUACUACCGACCAUUACUCGUCCUUCUAGUAGUAGUGCUGCUAUUACUACUACUGAUACUAUUACGCGACUAUCAGAAGAAGAGAACCUAUUCAGUUUCAAUGAGCGCAUUCAAAAGGAGACGCGUCAAUCACUGGAUACGUUUCAUAAUAGUCGUAUGGCUAAAACUUAUUGUCAACAUGGUGAUUAUCUAACCUUUUAUACAAGAGGAACUAACUCUCCUGUAUGGAUUCGUUAUUGGGUGGUUUUGCGUGGCGCUUAUCUCGUUGUAUAUGACUUUGGUUACAAGGAUAAACGAAAUCCUAUAACUAUUAUCCCUUUGGUCCCUUUACUGGCCGUGUCCCAAUCUAGCCUCGAUGAUUGUGAAGAAUUUGGUUUAAUGCGUAGUAAAUGCUUUACUUUGAAUUUCAAUAGAGCGAGUGUCGUUGUUAACAAGCCGCAUCACCCUACAACAUUCACCGACUGUAAAGCUUUUGUUAAAUGUGAUGAUGAAAGAAGCUCAGCUUAUUGGCGGUCAGCUAUCUCUACUCAACUGAAGGAUUUGCCUAAUGAUAUCAAAUCAAAAGAAGGUAUUGAAGCUGCCUUUCUUUGGUAGCUUCCUCUUCCACCCGACCGAUCUCAAUCCAAGCCAUAUGCUGUUUACUUUUUUUUAGAGAGAAAAAAAUUACCUACCUGACUUAUUUUAAGAUAUACAUACUCCAAAUAAAAAAUAAAAAAUAAAAGAAAACAAUAGAAAGAAGAAGUUCCAUAUGAUAUAGUGUUACAUUACUCUCACAGUUCAAGAGUGUUGCUAGCUUCUAGCUUGUCAAAAAUAAUGCAUUUUUUUUCUCUGAAAGUUGUCUUAUUGUGAUAGAAUGAAAACUAAGGACGAAUAGCAUUUUUAUUGACAAAUUAAUUUAAAGCUCUCUGUAUCUGAGGUAACAUUU
This is a messenger RNA of Mycotypha africana, 1945 nucleotides long. RefSeq lists its product as uncharacterized. NCBI's taxonomy places the organism in Eukaryota, Fungi, Mucoromycota, Mucoromycetes, Mucorales, Mycotyphaceae. The transcript has 7 exons. The record is from RefSeq and is a predicted model, not a curated record. Bases 133 to 1614 code for a protein of 493 amino acids.